Cercopithifilaria johnstoni is the source of this 3123-nucleotide messenger RNA. Lineage: Eukaryota; Metazoa; Nematoda; Chromadorea; Rhabditida; Onchocercidae. The record is from the annotation of a GenBank genome assembly.
AUGCGUUCCGAUGGUAAAUCCUUGGUAGCUGCACCACCAGAUGGUCGAGCGCUUUGGCUACGACAUGACGGUUCAUCAAUAAAUCUAAUGGCAAGCACAUAUUUUAUUCCGGCUGGAUUGGUAUUACCGGUAGAUGAUUGCUUCGAAGUUCGAAUUCUCCGAAUAGAUCCAGUAACGAAAUGCUUAUAUGUAAGACCGUUAUGUAUAGACAAUCAAUAUGGUGAGCUCUCCGCUGCGGUAGCAGACUACACAAAAGAUUCAUGUCGUCUUGUUGUGUCGGAACCACUUAGCAUGAGUACAGUAUACAUGAUAAGAACAAAAAGAGGAUAUCUAAGAGCAGUAUUGCUAAAGAGGGAAAAAACAAUGACUUAUUCGAUGUAUGGUAUUGAUAUUGGAGAGGUGUAUAACAUAAGUGCAAAUGAUAUAUGCGAAUUAUUACCAUCUUUACAUCAUGUGCCGCCUCUUUGCCUACGUAUUAUCUUGGAAUCCCGUUGUAAUGCAAAAAAAUGCGAAGAAUUUGCAUUCUUGAAAGAAGGAGCGAUUUGCAUAAUUAAAAUUUGUAAUGAAUUUCCCUCAGAUUAUCCUAAACGAGCAAAAGAAAUGUACCCGCCAGCAAUCGUAUCGCAAAUAUACGAGAAAAAUGAGGAUGGAAAGUAUGUUGAGGUCACAUGUGCUAUGAAGAGUAUUAAUAUUAACGGUGGUAUUAGUAGCAGUAUGCCUCGUCGUCGAUGCCGGGCAUUGGUGGUAAAAAGUGCAUCAAUACCAGCGAUAACUAGAGGUCCAGCCUUGCCAUUUAUGUUUCAAAAAUUCAAUGUUUCAUUACCGGCUCGUUUAAUAGCACGAGUAACUGAGCGUUUAGAUUACGAUACCUAUUUGAUGAGGAAUCCUGAAAUACUCGAUGAUCUAACAAAACGCAUGGUAAUGGCGAGAACUCCUUUAACAUCUCGAUUGUGCUUAGAUCGUGGUAUUUGUUGUAUAGCUCGCUUAAUCCGCCCAGCACGGUCAAACGGUUCAUCGUUUCAGCCGCAAAUAUUCAGAGCAAUAGCGAGCCAUUACCGGCCAGAUGAUAACACCUGUGAAGUAUUACUUGUUGAUUUCGGUCAGACGAUUGUAUGCACUAUGUCAGAUCUGUUUGAACUUCAGGAUCAGCCCGUUGAAGUUCUUGAAAAGCCAACAGCAUCAUUCCGGUGUCGAGUGAAGAGGUUUUCACCAUCCAAAAAGAAUGGUAAUAAAGGAAUAAGGUUACUUGAUGAAAAUGAUUACAACGUUUGUUUAACAUUAAAAUGUGCCCGUGAUUUGUAUUGGGCAAAAGUAACAUUAUUGGAUACAGAUUUUGUACUUUAUUACAAGAAGCUACGAGUAAACAAAGAAGCUAAUGCGGAAAAAAACAUGAAUGAAGGAAUGAGUAUCGACAUUGCACCACAAGAUGCCAUUAGAAAGCUUGAACAACGAAAAGAGGAACUGCAUGAGGAAGAAGAGCGGUUAUAUGAACAGGAAGAAUUGCUGAAAAAGGAGAAAGAAAAUUUUGCAAACGAAAGCAUCAAAAGAGAACAAGAAUUACAGCUGAUAGCACUGCAAAUGCAACUGUGUGAUAUAUCAGCAAAACUGGAUAUGGUUACUUCCAAUAACUCAAGUUUUUUGAAAGCGGAUGGUUUCUGUCCGCAACAGGAUAAAAGUAAUUAUUGUGAUGCUCCUAUCACAAAAGGUUAUAGUCAACACGGAAACGGGUACGAUAGUAAUGAUGCAACAAGUAUACCACAACAGCAACAGAAAGUCGCUGUAAACCAAUCAUGGAGACCUCAAUGGCCAUGUUCUCUUCCGGCUCCACACACAUCGGGAGUUGUAACAUCCACAAAGAAUAGCAUGCGCUCUUCGAUGCCCUAUAUGCCGGAUGCACAAGUAUCAUUUUCGAAUGCAAAGAAUGAUUGUUAUUUUGGAAUUCCGAAAUGCAACAGGAAUAUAAACGAUCAUGACACCCCUGAAAAGUGGCAUUUUCAUCCCAAGAAACGGCGAGCUGCAUCACCCAAAACAGCACGGGCAUUUUUAUUCAACGAUACUUCCUCGAAUAGUAACAAUGGAUAUUCACCACAUAAUAACAAACUUCAACCUCUACUUCGUCUCAAUUCGAAAAAUAAGAAACAUUACAAAGUUUCUGUAUCAGCGGAUUCUUUUUGGGAUAGCUGUCAUCGUAAAUUAGAAUAUGGAGAACCGCCACAUCGAACAAUCAGUGAUUAUUGUAAUACUGCUAGGAAACAAUCACAUGGCAGUUUUCCGGAACGGUCGCUGAGUGCGGUUUUGCAAUACACAAAUAAUGUAUCAAACUUUUCAAAUAGACGAAGCACGCAGCUAAAACUGGAACAGUCACGGAAGGCUGUUGGAGAUACAGUGGCAUCCGAUGCAUCACAUACAAGUUUGAUUAAAAAACCGAUUUAUGCUUCCAAUGAAUCAGCCGAUUACAGCCAAUUAUGCAUUAGUACGAGCAACUAUGGAGAACAGGAAAUCUUUGCGCUAUCACAACCACAAACCUCCCUGCAUCAAAACAAUGAACUGCAGUCAUUCCCAACUUACCAGGUAUAUCAUAAGCUUGUCAGUAUCAUUGAUGGAAGUGAAUUGAUGGUACGAAGAGUCGGUAGUGAUGCUGAUUGGCCAGUAUUUUUUGUAGUUCCGACCACAGCAUUACAAGAUAUAUCUGCCGAGUGUUUUGGUUCAUUAUAUCCGACACAGAAACUGAAUGCCAAUGGAAUUGCAAUUGGUGUACUUUGUGUAGUAGAAUGCAAUGAUCUUAGACGAACUAAAGUUAGAGCAGUUAUUGAGCGCAUCACUGAAAACCUUGUAUGUGCACGACACAUUGACGAUGGACAUAUGGAAACUAUCCCGCGAAAUCAAUUAUGGUCUACAGAAGACUUGUCUCCAAACGUUCGUACUCAACCUGCUCUGGCAGUACCGUGUAUUUUGGCUUCUUUGAAUGAAGCGCAACUGGUUAAAACGAUUAAUUACCAUGUAAAUAAAAUACCUUGUGUUGGACAGCUGAUGCGUAUAUUAUUCAAAGAACAGCGUAAUUCAGAUGGUAUUUGGAUUGUUGAAUUAAUAAAUGGAAUGAAUAACGAUGGUGGAACUGAAUGA